Lathyrus oleraceus (garden pea) is the source of this 651-nucleotide messenger RNA. RefSeq lists its product as uncharacterized. Lineage: Eukaryota; Viridiplantae; Streptophyta; Magnoliopsida; Fabales; Fabaceae. The coding region runs from base 1 to 651 and encodes 216 amino acids. The transcript has a single exon. The record is from RefSeq and is a predicted model, not a curated record. Gene Ontology annotation, molecular function: nucleic acid binding; RNA-DNA hybrid ribonuclease activity.
AUGAAUUUUGAAUUUUCUGAUGAAGAUAUCAUAUUGAUUAGGGAUUGCAACAUCCUCGGCCCUGAAGAAGGACCCGAGCCUGGGUCCCGUUGGACUUUGGUUUUUGAUGGAGCUUCUAACACUCGCAGAAAUGACAUCGGAGCAGUUAUCACCUCCCUAACUGGUUUUUACCUCCCCUUCACCGUAAGAUUAUGUUUUGAAUGUACAAACAAUAUAGCGGAGUACGAGGCUUGUAUCUUCGGUAUUGAAGUUGUUAUUGAUCUUAGGAUCAAGAUCCUUGAAGUUUACAGAGACUCAACCUUAGUAAUUAGCCAAGUCAAAGGAGAUUGGGACACUAGAUAUCACAAGCUCGUUUCCUACAAUGAGCAUGUCUUGAAACUAGUCCCUUACUGUGAUGAGAUCACAUUCCAUCACACCCCCCGGGAGAAGAAUCAGCUAGUUUACGCCUUGGCAACUUUGGCGUCCAUGUUUAAGGUCAAGUGGAAGAAUGAAGCGCCAUCCUUUCACCUCAGCUACUUGGAUGAGCAUGUUUAUUGUUUGGAGGCCGAAGACGAAAUCGAUGGUUAUCGUUGGUUCUAUGACAUCAUGAAUUUCCUAGAGUGCCAAGAAUACCCUAAGGACGCAUCCAUUACUGACAUAAAGUACCUUUAG